AUGAUGCGCUCCCGCGGCCUCAUCGGCAGCGUCCCCGACGCGCCGAUGGUCGUCUUCGACAUCGCUAAGACAGGUGAGCUGACGCUGCUCGGCUUGCUCGGCCAGGUCCCCCGCGACUUUGUGACCAGGUGGCAGGGGCUGGCGAAGGCGGCGACUUCCACGCCACAGGAGAGGCGCCUGCUCUACAUGGGAAGGGUCACGCAGGGGGGCAACUGGGCGGCUAGGGUUUCUGUUUUGUGCCUCAAGGCGAUCUUCCAGGAGAUGGACGUCAUCAUCGGCUCGCACACGACUUACAGCUUGAAGGGUGCCGUCUUGAUUGACAUUACCCGGCCGGCGGCGGCAACCAAGGUGCAGGAGCUGCUCGAGGACGCGGUCUUGGUGUCGCCCAGGCGCCUCCUAGCCCGCACGACGGCCUCUGGAAUGCAAUGGCGUGCGGCGGUGGACAGCGCUUUCGAGGACAACGACGGCGCCUACGUCGAGAGGGUGCGCUACCGACCGUCGUCUGGUGGCGGGGUGCUUGCGAUGGUGCGGGCAUUGGCGGAGACGAAAGCCAUCAGGCGCAAUGCCCACCGUGCGCCCGAUGGGCGCGAAUUUCAAGUGGUGAUCCGCUUCAGCGGCGAGCUCAUUGGAGGACGAUUCUCCGAGGUGCACGCCUUCAUGGCGUUGGCGCGGAGGCUGCUCGACAUCCCCUCCAACCGCAGGCUGUAG
This is a messenger RNA of Prorocentrum cordatum, 708 nucleotides long. NCBI's taxonomy places the organism in Eukaryota, Dinophyceae, Prorocentrales, Prorocentraceae. The record is from the annotation of a GenBank genome assembly.